This is a messenger RNA of Adineta ricciae, 564 nucleotides long. The record is from the annotation of a GenBank genome assembly. Lineage: Eukaryota; Metazoa; Rotifera; Eurotatoria; Adinetida; Adinetidae.
AUGCCAACACAAGGCAAAAGCAGCAAAAUGCUGCAACAUAUUAACUACCGUAUGCGAUGUACCUUGCAAGAUGGUCGUCAACUUGUCGGAACAUUCAAAGCAUUCGAUAAACAUAUGAAUCUAAUUCUAGCUGAUUGUGAAGAAUUUCGUAAAGUACGAAGUAAAACUGAUAAAAGUGAGCGUGAAGAACAGCGACCAUUGGGUUUAAUAUUACUACGUGGUGAACAUCUCGUUUCGAUGACAGUGGAAGGACCACCACCAAAAGAGGUUAGUCAUUUGACUACACAUUCUUACGAAAUCGAAGUUGGUAUUGCUCGAGUACCGACGAGUGCAGCCGCCGCACAAGGUGCUGGUCGUGCAGCAGGACGUGGUAUUGUACCUCCAGUACCCGGUGCACCUGGUUUUGCUCCUCCUGGUUUUGCUGCUCCUGGCCUUCAAGGACCAGUACGCGGUGUUGGCGCACCCAGUUUCAGUCAAAUGGCACCGCCAGGCCGUGGUAUGCCAGUAGGAAUGAGAAUGCCUCCUAUGCCACCUACAAUGGGAACACGACCACCGGGAAUGUAA